GUUUAAACUAAUGAGAAUAACUCACAUUUGAGUGAGUCAGGUUAGUAUCGUAAUUAAACAACAUAUUGAUUAAUAGAUGGCAGCGGAACUCGCUGCGCCAGUCCCGCAGAGGUCCACCCAUAAGUUCCGCAACAAUUCACUCAUUUGUACUUGAAUAACUUGUCAUAAUAUAUAUAAUUCCCCACCCAGUUAGGUUGUUGAGUGCAGCGCCUGCACUGCGAGCGUUCGAUUGUUUCAAUACAAAUCACACCGGACUGAUCGGAGUAAUCGGGCAGACGUCGUUCAGAGGGCACUCCUAGAAGUCCUAGCCCAAAGGUCGCGUAUGAAGUUAUUGCUGAGACAUUCUCAUACAAGAUUUUAAUUUAAAAAAAUAUCAUAAAGAGCAGGUAAAUAAUGACAGCGGCUUCUAUCAGUAAAAUUCACAUUAAUAUCAGUAUAUCAGUAGACCAGUGGCCAAAUCAGUAGAUCUAAUGAUAAAUCAGUAGACUUGGCAACACUGUUUUCUUCCAUUAUUUUUUGUAUGAUAUCUCAUUCCCUCCAUGUCCUGUUUCUGUUGUCAAUAUCUCUAGCAUAGAUGUGGUGUGACUUUUUUCACGUUUUUCUACUGUGAUAUUUUGUUUCCCUAAGAAUGAGUUGUUAUUGUUUCUAUGACACCUUGCUCUCCUUGUUCUUCUUUCUUCUCCUGGCUUCUUCAUCAAUUUUUCUGUUCAUCUGAAACCUUUCUUCAGCUUUUCGUUUCAUUUCUCCCAAUUCAUGUGUGAAUAUGUUUUGAUUUUAUUUCAUGUCUCUCAUAGAUAAUGAAUAUUCCACUGAAUCCUUUUACAUUGAACCAUGAAGCAGCUAUUUCAAAUUUUGAAGGCAGUAAAUCGGACCACCACACAAGACUAAUCCGCAAAAUUGACGAUCAAUAUUUCGCGCUACAUUUAAUGAAUCAAUCAAGCCUCUACUUUAAAGAAACGUUCCUCGCAUGUUUUGACACUGGCGCGCCAUACCAGCACCCAGAGCAGCGGAGCAGCAAAAGCAGGUACCCAAAGUUAGACGAAGAAGCGGUACUCUUUUGUCCUUGUUAGGGCUCAAGCCGGGCGCAAUUUACGACGGGUACCCUCGUUAACUUUUCAAAGUGGUCAAAGACUAAAGGCAAGGCACGUUUGUCACGGCUCGUUUUCGAGAAACCCAUAGGAACAGGUGUGUAUAUGGGGAUUUCGAAUUUCACUUUUUACAAGCCUGUGAACUAUCAUUGGUAAAUUUACUUAUUUCUCAUUAUCAGCUCAAUAGUUUAAUAAUUGUCUACUCCAAUAAAGGAAAAUUUUUGAGCUUUAUAUAUUUUAAGGUGUCUAUUGAACAAUUAUUUGAAAAAAAAAAAGGUAACAAAAGCCUUAGAUUACAUAGUGCAGCUGCUUUAAGCCGAAUUGUGAGGGUGUCGGCAUGUAUUCUUUGCCUCAAACAAGCAUAAAGACUUAAAUUACCGAAUUGCUGCACCAAUUUCUGGCAAACAAUAAUACCUGCUCCCUUGUUGGAUUAAAAAAUUGUACACAUUUCGUGUCGGCGAAAAAUUCUAUAUUUCCUGUGCGUGUGUGCUUAAUAAAAGAUUUGUCGAAAAAUUUUCAAAGCUCACCGCCUAUGAUUAGAUUUCAUAUUAAAGCUUCCGAAACCGAAGCGCUUGCUUUUGUUGGGAGUUCAAAAUUACGAAAUGUUUUAAUCCAGCAUUAAAAUAUCCGGUACUUAGACAUACAUUCCAGUACUAUUUAUACAGGAAUUAGA
Messenger RNA from Ceutorhynchus assimilis (cabbage seed weevil), 1761 nucleotides. Lineage: Eukaryota; Metazoa; Arthropoda; Insecta; Coleoptera; Curculionidae. The record is from the annotation of a GenBank genome assembly.